AUGAUCACCUUCAGUAGUUAUCCGGUAGUUUACCCAACACUGACUGUUCUACUUACCAAUCUAACUCACAGGAGUCCUCAAGAAAAUACAGUAAUGGAACUUAUCCAAGGGUCUGACAGAUCGAAAUGGACGGUGCAUAGUAAUCAUAGCAUAACAUGCUUCACAAAAGGUGAGAUAGAAAUAAUAACUGACAACUACAACACUAUUCUCGGAAGAGGUGCAUUUGGAGAAGUUUAUAAAGGAGUUCUUGAGGACCAAAGUAAGGUUGCAGUGAAAAGGUUUAUCUGUAAUGUGAAACAAAACUUCGCCAAAGAGUUGGCCGUCCAUCGUGAAAUCAACCACAGAAACGUAGUGAGGCUCAUUGGUUACUGUGUAGAGGAAAAUGCCGUUAUGAUGGUUACGGAGUAUAUCGCUAAUGGAAACCUGAGUGAGGCUCUUCACCAUGACAAUAGUCCCAUCCCUUUGGAUGUAAGACUUAGGAUUUCCAUUGAAUGUGCAGAGGCGUUGGCAUACAUGCAUUCUCACAUGUAUACUCAUGUCAUCCAUGGUGACAUCAAACCUGCUAACAUACUAUUAGAUGGCAAGUUUCAUGCAAAAUUGACGGACUUUGGAAUAUCAAGACUAGUCAACACAGAUAAGACACUCUAUACGGAGAAUGUGGUAGGGAGCAUUGGUUACAUGGACCCUUUGUUUGCUCGGGAUGGGCUUCUCACUUCGAAGAGUGAUGUUUACAGCUUUGGAGUUGUCCUCCUUGAACUGAUUGCCAGGAAAAGGGCAAUAACAGUAGUCGACAACGUCAACAUUGUGUCUGCAUUUACCAAUGCUCUUGCAAGGGGGACCAGAGGUGCGGGAGAGAUGUUUGAUGCUGAAAUUGCAAACAAGAAUACUAUGAAGAUUGUUCAAGGAGUUGCAAAGAUAGCAGGUGAAUGCCUAAUAAUGGAAAGGGAAAAACGUCCGGAGAUGAUUGAUGUUGUGGAACGUCUUCGGGUACUAAGGAAAGCUUUACAUCAGCAUCAGGGACAACACCGAGUAGAUCUGUUCUCUUGGGUAAGGAAGAGCAAGCCAGUGCCUCCAGCAGCAGUUACCGUCCGUACCAAAUUUUUGCCAUCAGGCCUGUGCCGCCAGUUCUCGCUUGCAGAGAUGAAGGCUGCGACAAACAACUUUAAUUGGUCACUCCUUGUUGGUCAGGGUGCAUUUGGCCCUGUUUUCCGUGGCAAGAUUGAUGGAAGAAAAACCGAGGUGGCUAUCAAGCGCCGUGAUCCGAACUCUAUGCACGGUGAGGAUGAGUUUCAUACCGAGAUAGAGAUGUCCUCAAAGAUCCUUCACCACAAUGUUAUGCCACUUGUCGGUUACUGCUAUGAGAUGGGUGAGAUGAUCCUCGUCUACAGCUAUAUGGCCCAUGGAUGUUUGCGUGACCACCUGUACCGAACAAAGAAGCCACCUCUUACCUGGAACCGGCGUCUGGAGAUCUGCAUUGGUGCAGCUCGGGGCCUGCACUGCCUUCACGCAUCACAGGUUAUCUACCGUAACCUGAAGACGACAGACAUUCUGCUGGAUAAGGAGUGGGUUGCCAAGGUUACAGAUCUGGCUCUGUGCAAGACUGGUCCAUCAACGAACGAGAUGACAAGGGUCAUGGGCAGUGGUGGUAUCCUAGACCCCGAGUAUGUCGCCACUGGUCGGCUAACUGAGAAAUCAGAUGUCUAUUCUUUUGGCGGUGUGUUGUUGGAGGUCCUAUGUGCCCGGUCUGUUUUAGACCUCACUCUCCCGAAGGAACAGGUUGUAUUGGUAGAUUGGGCAUUGCAAUGCAAGACGGAGGGCAAGCUCAGUGAGAUUGUUGACCCGUACCUGAAGGGAUCCAUUGAUCAAAGGUCUCUCGAAACGUUUGUUGGAAUUGCUGAGAGGUGCCUUGCUUCUGAGGGUAUUCACCGUCCAGCGAUGGGAGAUGUGCUUUUAGACCUGGAGUUGGCCCUCCGAGCACAGGGGACUUUCCAAGGAAGAAAAUCUCCAGUUCUGUAGUCACCGUAGUAGUAACAGUUUCCAGUUGGCUGGUAACAUGUCGCUGCUAUUCACCGAAUGAAUAGAGCAAUGGAGCGCCUGAAGGAUUGGAGUUUUCCAUGGUGCUUGGAAAGACAAUAAGAGGUACCAUAAUUAUAUAUUACUUAAUUUUUGUAGGGAGGUUGGUACCUCUUACAGUUAGUAAUACCUUUUUGAGAAAAAAAAUAUAUCAGUGGUACCUUUUAGCGCCUCUCCAAAAUGGUAAAAGGCCAGAAGAAUUACGAAUGAAAGACUUAAAUUCUCCAUGUCAAUUUGUUACUUCGAUUAUACGAAUGCAUAGAUUUUGCACCCUUGUUUGCGAGCUUGUCUCUGAAUAUUGUGAUAUUGUCAAUGAUGAAUGGUACGUGAGGUA
This is a messenger RNA of Panicum hallii, 2407 nucleotides long. Its product is annotated as probable LRR receptor-like serine/threonine-protein kinase At2g28960. The transcript has a single exon. Lineage: Eukaryota; Viridiplantae; Streptophyta; Magnoliopsida; Poales; Poaceae. Gene Ontology annotation, biological process: protein autophosphorylation. Gene Ontology annotation, cellular component: plasmodesma; plasma membrane. The coding region runs from base 1 to 2016 and encodes 671 amino acids. The record is from RefSeq and is a predicted model, not a curated record. Gene Ontology annotation, molecular function: transmembrane receptor protein tyrosine kinase activity; ATP binding.